AUGACACUGACCCAGACGCUAUCGAAGCUACUUGGUCUGAACCUCUCCUCUGGGUCAUCACCAACCCCUCAAAACCUCACCAAGAUCAUAUCUUUCUGCGCAGCAUUGCCUUCUUUGGAUUCGGGUAGUGCCCUUCACGCCAUUGUUACCAAACUGGGUUUCUGCUCCAAUGUCUAUAUACGCAGCGCACUCGUCGACAUGUACGGCAAAUGCAGCAAGUUGUGUAAUGCUCAGAAGGUGUUCGACGAAACGCCUCACAGAAAUGUAGUGACUUGGAACUCUCUGAUUUCUGGGUACUUGCAAGCCGGCUCACCACUGAGAGCAGCUCAGCCGCCGACGACGUUUAGUUUUUCGGGGGUGUUGGUGUGUUGCGCACAGUUGGAAGCUGAGGAGCUUGGAGCUCAGGUUCAUGGGUUGAGCUUGAAAAUGGGGCAUUGUGAUGAUGUUUUGGUGGGGACAGGGUUGAUAGAUAUGUAUUCCAAGUGUGGUAAGGUUGGUGAGUCGCGGCAUGUGUUUGAUCAAAUGCGGGACAGGAAUGUUGUGACUUGGACUUCCAUGGUUACUGGGUGUGCGCAGAGUGGACUGUCUGAUGAAGCAAUGAGUUUGGUGAGAGAAAUGCUGAGGUUGGGUCUAAAGCCUAAUUAUGUUACUUAUAAUAGCUUGUUGAGUUCAUAUCCUAGUUGGGAUUGUUGCAGGCAAACGCAUUGCCGGAUAGUGAAAGAAGGGUUUGAUUCUAAUGUGUAUAUUGCGGUUACCCUUUUGAGUAUAUAUUCGGAGUGUAAUAGUAGCUUGGAGGACUUCCGUGCGCUUUGCUCAUGUGUUGCAGUGUGGGAUCAAAUUUCAUGGAAUGCAGUGAUUGCAGGUUUUUGUAAUAUCGGGAGCAGUGAGGAAGCUCUGGAGUGUUUCUCUGAAAUGAGGCAGGCCGGUGUUCCUGCGGAUUUUUUCACAUUUACAAGUAUCUUAAGAGCAGCAGGAACUGUUUCAGCACUUGUGGAGGGAAAGAAAAUCCAUGCUCUCAUCUUCAAGAGUGGACAUGCUUCAAAUUUAUGUGUUCAGAAUGGGCUUGUUUCAAUGUAUGGAAGAUGCGGUGCCAUCCAUGACGCGAAAUGGGCAUUUACUUUGAUGAAAGAACAUGAUGUGAUCUCCUGGAAUUCAUUAUUAUCAGGUUAUGCACAUCAUGGAUUUGGGAAGGAGACUGUUGAACUGUUUGAACAAAUGAGAAGAACAGAGGUCAAACCAGAUAAUACGACCUUCCUGAUUGUACUAACGGCCUGUAGCCAUGCUGGUUUGUUGGACAAAGGGCUUGAGUAUUUCAAUCUUAUGAGCAAUGACGAUUUCCUUACACCGCCCAAGAUGGAGCACUACGCUACCGUUGUUGAUCUUUUUGGUCGGGCUGGAAACCUUCAUGAAGCGGAAGCCUUUGUCGGUAGCAUGCCAAUAGAGCCAGGUGCCUCAGUAUACAGAGCUCUACUUAGUGCUUCCCAAGUUCAUGGAAACAAGGAACUUGCUUUUCGUUCUGCAACAACGCUUCAACAACUGUGCCCAAAUGAUCAUGGUACUUACAUACUGCUAUCAAAUGUGUUGUUGACAAGAGGCUCCUGGGAUGAUGCAGCAGGAGUACGGAAGUUUAUGUAUGACAGAGGAAUAAGAAAAACUCCUGGUUAUAGUUGGAUUUGA
Messenger RNA from Fragaria vesca subsp. vesca, 1677 nucleotides. Its product is annotated as pentatricopeptide repeat-containing protein At2g13600-like. The record is from RefSeq and is a predicted model, not a curated record. The transcript has 2 exons. NCBI's taxonomy places the organism in Eukaryota, Viridiplantae, Streptophyta, Magnoliopsida, Rosales, Rosaceae. Bases 1 to 1677 code for a protein of 558 amino acids.